Manihot esculenta (cassava) is the source of this 1375-nucleotide messenger RNA. Its product is annotated as thymidylate kinase. Gene Ontology annotation, biological process: dTTP biosynthetic process; dTDP biosynthetic process; dUDP biosynthetic process. The coding region runs from base 314 to 1096 and encodes 260 amino acids. The transcript is spliced from 7 exons. The record is from RefSeq and is a predicted model, not a curated record. Gene Ontology annotation, molecular function: dTMP kinase activity; ATP binding. Gene Ontology annotation, cellular component: cytosol; cytoplasm; mitochondrion. Lineage: Eukaryota; Viridiplantae; Streptophyta; Magnoliopsida; Malpighiales; Euphorbiaceae.
AGUUGCCGAUUAGUAGUGUGUACAAUAGGCGGUGAAAAUAUUAUUCCGAACCGCAUUGAAAGGGAAAAACGCGGUAAAAAGGCGUACGCGAGGGUUUUGGCGCUCUCUCCCGCUCUCUCCAAUCUCCACCAGAGUUUCAGGUAUCUCUGUCGCCGACAUCUCUGGUUUUCCAAAGUCACACUUGAGAAUAGUUCAAUUUCAAGUUACAUUCGAAAUUUCAAAACUCUAAUUUCACUUGCCAAGUGACUUGAUUUGAAGGCCCAAAUUUUACUAGAUUUACUGGUUGUGGUUGCAGGUUAAAUGCACAAGUGACAUGAAAUGUGCAUCCUCCUUUACAUUUUCUAAGGCUUUAAAUUUUGGCAGUUUAGCAGCGAGGUCACUGAAUUCCUGCAUCAUUUUCCCCUUGAAGUGUUCUAUAAGGACAGGAAGAAUGGAAAGCAAUGAUAAUAAUGGCAAUCUAAAGGAUAAUGAUGGUGGUUCAAGAGGUGCAUUCAUAGUUCUAGAAGGUUUGGAUCGCAGUGGAAAGACUUCACAAUCCAGCAAGUUACUCUCUUUCUUGGAGGGACUAGGGCAUCCGACUGAGUUAUGGCGUUUUCCUGAUAGGACAACUAGCAUUGGACAGAUGAUAUCUGCUUAUCUCUCAAAUCAAUCUCAGUUGGAUGAUCACACAAUCCAUCUUCUAUACAGUGCAAAUCGGUGGGAAAAGAGUUCAUUGAUGGAAACUCAACUGAAAAGUGGAACAACUCUCGUUGUUGAUCGAUAUUCUUAUUCUGGUGUUGCUUUCUCAUCUGCCAAAGGACUUGAUUUUGAAUGGUGUAAGGCUCCCGAGAUUGGACUGCUGGCUCCAGAUCUUGUACUGUACCUUGACAUACCACCUGAGAAAGCUGCAGAAAGAGGAGGAUAUGGUGGUGAAAGAUAUGAGAAACUUGAAUUCCAGAGGAAAGUUGCUGAAUGCUAUCAGGCCCUCCGUGAUCCCUCUUGGAAGAUUAUAGAUGGGUGCCAACCCAUGGAAGAGAUUCAAAAACAACUCCAAGAGAUUGUGUUGGAUCAUGUUUCAGCAUGUAAAAAGGGGAGACCCCUUUCUCAUCUCUGGUAAUGCUAUUUCUAGCUAAUUUUUAUCAUUAUCAGAGAUUGUAAUUUGGUAAAAGUUGCUCUCAAGUAAUUUGAACUGCUAUUACUAUUGUGUGAAAUAUGAUAGAGCUUUCCAAUUUUCUUUUCAGUUAAAUUUGAAAUUGUUUUGGUUGUUCAGUCCUUGUUUUUCUUUGGAAUACAUGUAGCCAAACUUUAUAGAAUCAAGCACAUGCCUUGCACGUGCGACUCUAAUUGAUAUUUUGAUUAUAAUAAACAUUAUAAUUUUAGGCUGGAGUUGUUAUAA